This is a messenger RNA of Synchiropus splendidus (mandarinfish), 2256 nucleotides long. It is a transcript of the gene klf2b, whose product is annotated as Kruppel-like factor 2b. The record is from RefSeq and is a predicted model, not a curated record. The coding region runs from base 215 to 1351 and encodes 378 amino acids. The transcript is spliced from 3 exons. NCBI's taxonomy places the organism in Eukaryota, Metazoa, Chordata, Actinopteri, Syngnathiformes, Callionymidae. Gene Ontology annotation, biological process: regulation of transcription by RNA polymerase II. Gene Ontology annotation, molecular function: RNA polymerase II cis-regulatory region sequence-specific DNA binding; DNA-binding transcription factor activity, RNA polymerase II-specific.
UGGCUGCUGGACUGGCUUUAUAAAGAGCUAAUUUUACCAGAAGCGACGUGGUUUCCUGAGCUCUCACAAUUGGCCGGAGGACUUCCACUCCGGUUUAAAAGGAACCGCUUCCCACUGUCAGCUGGUUUUAUGUCUCAGACGCGCAGCAGCAGCGGAGCGGCCACUGCCAACUGAGCCGCUCGAAUCUCCCCGAAACUUCACGACCUAUCCAACGAUGGCUUUAUCCGGAGUGAUGCUUCCCUCCUUUUCUACGUUUACAGCGCAGAGAGAGAAGACUUGGGAGCAUAGGUGGAAAGGUGACAUGGACAAACUGGUCACCGGGAGCUGCUCCAUGCUCGAGAUGGUGCACAGCCUGGACGGCAAGAAAGACGACGAGGAUCUGAGCAACUACUUGGAUCUGGACUUUAUCCUGGCCAACACGAGCGGGUCGGACGGCGCGGCGGCUUACGUGGGCCCCGCGGAGCACAGCAGCAUGUACCCCAGCGGUGCAGCAGCAGCAGCAGCAGCAGCCGCCUUCCCCAGCGAGGAGCACCGGUCCCCGCCGCCGCCCUACGGCGCCAGCCUCAUGACCGAACUCAUGCGCGCCGAUGGAGGCGACAGCUUUACGCGCAACGUCCAGGGGCGAGUUUUCCUCGACCACUUCCCGCGCCAGGACAUCAAAGUGGAGCCCGCCAUGGACACUUACGGACCGGUUAUGGGAAUGGUGCCGCAGAGCUGCAGCAAGAUCAAGCAGGAGGGGAACGUUUCGUGCAUGCUGAGCUUCGAGCAGCCCCGAGUGGCCAUCUCUCCGCGGGCAGCCAGCAACAUGACGCCGCCGCUCAGCCCGGACGACCAAGGCGUGUCGGACUGUCAGGCCCAGAUGUGCCACUUCCAGCAGAAGUACCACCCCACGCCGGCCUUCCCGCACCAUCCUCAGGCUCCGCACAUGCAGAUGACGUAUCACGCCGCCCCCCACGGAGCCUUCGGCAUGUACGACGAGGCAGUGAACCUGCAGCCGCAGAGAGUGAUGCUCACCCCGCCCUCCUCCCCGCUGGAGCUGCUGGAGUCCAAGCCCAAAAGAGGGCGCCGAACCUGGCCGCGCAAGCGCACCGCCACGCACACCUGCACCUUCGCUGGCUGCGGGAAAACCUACACGAAAAGUUCGCACUUGAAGGCGCACCUGCGGACUCACACCGGUGAGAAGCCAUAUCACUGCAGCUGGGAAGGAUGCGGGUGGAAGUUCGCGCGCUCGGACGAGUUGACACGUCACUUCCGGAAGCACACCGGACACAGGCCGUUCCAGUGUCACCUGUGCGAGCGCGCCUUUUCACGCUCGGACCAUUUGGCGCUUCACAUGAAGCGACACAUGUGAACGAACUGCAUUUUAUUUUUUUUUAUUUAAAGGUGACCAAAGCCAUUUUAUAUAUAUAUAUAAAUAUAAUAUUGAACAAAAUCGUUAAUAUUCAUGGUAACACUUUACAAUGAGGUUUGCUACAACCAUCACAUACAAGUGUCGCAACAGGUGACGCAGAGCAGUGACACACUUGAAUCAACAGGUUUGUCAAAUACUUUUCAUCAUCAGCUAAUCUGGGCCUCAAGUCACGCGACAUGAGUCACCUGGAUUCAUUCCUGAGCACUUACAAACGAGCCGCGCUCAAGACUGUUACCAAAGCCAUGUUGGGAACGAUGAAGGAUUCUCACCACAGGGACCUCUUGAGCGUCAUUUACGACACGCUCACAAACAGCACUGGGGAUCCCACAGAAGGACUGUUGAGCGAGCCACCGGAACUCGUUUCUAAGUGACGCAAACCUCAUUCUAAAUUGUUACCCAGUAAUGUAGCUGGUACUACUUUGGCUAUAUGUAUUUGUUGUGGAAGAAGCUUUAGAAAAGCUGUACUCGCUUCACACCGGGGGCUGGCCCCGUUCCUCCAAUGACAAAACUGGAUCCGUGUGUUUGACACAUGAAGUGCCUCGGAUGACUCUGCUACUGUAACUCUUUGAGACGGAACGACUCCAUUCCACAUGUUCUGAUUGACAGGAGUGAAAUAUGCACAUACAGCUGCCCGACGUGUGCAAAGACAAUGUUUUUACCGAAAACUGCCUUUAUUUUUAUCGUUGUGAACCCGAUGCAGAUCAUCUGUACACUAUCAGGGCUUGAUGUCCUGUGCAUUAUUUUCUACCUAAAUUUAUAUAAUUAUGGACAUGUAUUUUAUACUGUAAGAUGUGUAUUUAUUGUAAAUAUUAAACAAAAUCAAACUUGGUGAUUUGUCUGUCAUG